UAUACUGAACUAUUAUGAUCCAUCGUCAAAUUAUUACUUUUAACAAGAGAAUGGUGAAAAUAACUCAUGCAUUGUUCUUUGUUCUGUGUUUGAUGACUAGCAGUAUUGGCCACAUGGUUGAUGGUAGGCAUAGUUCGUUGAAUGAAGAUUUCGAGAGACAACUUAACCUUAUUAACAGGUCUCAUGUCAAGAGUAUCCAGACAAAGUCAGGGUAUAUAGUUGAUUGUGUUGAUAUUCACAAACAACCAGCUUUUGAUCAUCUUUUACUAAAAAAUCAUAAGUUACAGAGAAAACCAACUUUUGAAAGAAAAAUUAAUGAAACAAGUGCAGCGACUUCACCAACUAAACAUGCAUACGGGUUUGAGAAGGUUAGAUGUCCAAAAGGAACUGUCCCUAUUCGGAGGAUAAUCAAAGAUGAUCUCAUUCGAGGAAAAUCUUUAUUCAAUGAACAUAGCCUAAAUGAAAAUGACGGCGCUAUCAGUCAUUAUGCUAAUGUGUUUCUUAAUAGUAAGGGUGGUCCUUACUAUGGAGUCGGAGGAACUACUAGUGUUUAUAAUCCAGAAGUUGUUAAGGGUCAAUCAAGUGCAGGUCAUGUGUUUGUUCAAAAUGGAGAAGGAGAUGGUACUAAUAAAAUCGUUGUUGGAUGGCAUGUAUCUCCACUAUUAUACAAUGACGGGGGAACUUAUAUCUACUCAGUAUGGACGCCAGAUAAUUUCAAGACCGGAUGCUACAACAUGUUGUGCCCCGGCUUCAUUCAGACAGACCAAUCAUAUUACCCCGGUAUGGAUGUAGGUGAAACAUCUACCUAUGGUGGAGUGAUGAUCGAGCUGCCAAUUUCUCUUCAUCAGGAUGAAAAGGGAAAUUGGUGGUUACAUGUGGUAGACAAGGAUAUUGGAUAUUUUCCAGCGGCUUUAUUUUCUAAAGUGGGAUGGGGUGGGUUCACAGUAACACCUACAAAUGCUCUCAGUCCUCCAAUGGGAUCAGGACACUUUCCUAAUUAAUGAUGAUUUCAUUUAUGGAUGCUAUUUUAUUCAUGUUACAUUUCAGAAUGAAUCUAGAAAAGAUUAUGGACCUGUUGAAGACUACGUAGAAGAAUACAACGAUGCUGGCACUGUUUGCUAUGGUGUUGAAUAUUAUGGUGAUCAAAGUGGAAAUGUUGGGUAUUCUCUUCAAUUUGGAGGACCUGGUGGUUAUUGUGAGAAUUAUUAAUUUUAGUGAACAUCAUUUGUUUAUUACAUAAUAAUAAUAAUAAAU
Messenger RNA from Medicago truncatula (barrel medic), 1254 nucleotides. RefSeq lists its product as uncharacterized. The coding region runs from base 15 to 1001 and encodes 328 amino acids. The record is from RefSeq and is a predicted model, not a curated record. The transcript has 7 exons. Lineage: Eukaryota; Viridiplantae; Streptophyta; Magnoliopsida; Fabales; Fabaceae.